AUUUGUAUGCACAUUUCAGUGUGUGAUGGACGUGUGAUUUCAGAGCAAAGUGAAUGUGAUUUUGGCCAUCAACUGUGUCAUUUGCAUUCUCUAUGAUGUCUUUGUAUCAAUAUUGGUGCUGAAAUACGGUAAGUACAUUUCAUACUCCAAGUAUGUUGUAUGUGCAUGCUUAUUCAUUCAUGUGACAACAUGCAGGUCAAAUUAUGCCGAGUUCAAAGGUCCAUCCUAGCAGGACUCAUGUUGCAACUUUUAAAGAAACGUGACUAAGCGCUCAUUCAGAUAUGAAGCAGACAUCUUCUGAUGCUGUCAGGUUCAUGGAAAGAAAAGCAUGUCUGAAACGGACUUUAGGCUCUACUUUGGCACAACACUCACUGAGCUACAUGCUAAUAUCAGCAAGUUAAUUUUCUCACAAAGACAAUUUUAACGUAACGAUGUUCAACAUGUAUAAUGUUCAUCAAAUUUACAGUCUCAGUAUAGUGGUGUUGGCAUUCUAACAUUUACUACUUACCUCGAAAAACAAACUCCAGCUUAUGCUGAUAGAAAUGCUAUUAGUAUUCAGUCACAAAGCAAAGUGCACAAAUUAGGGUUCAGUCUCUCGGGAACAUGAAUGCUUGUACAGAAUUUCACAGCAAUUUGGGUUUUCAGAUAUGACACAUCAGUAAUAUGUGGAGUCACAGAGUUUCUAGAAGAUAAAACAUAUCUUUGUGCUAAAAAUGUAGCUCUUUUAAGUUUCAUAAAUUCAGUUCAUUAAAGUAACCCCUGAUAAAAAAUAUAGAAAAAGAUGUGUGGGGCAAAAAAAAUUACCUCCAGAGAGAAAGCUAAUUUCUUUCACCGAUUAGAAGAAGGAAAGCGUAAAAGCUAAAAGGAGGAAAAGAGACCCCUGGAGUCUUGUAACCAGGGUCCAUAAAUCACAAACACAGAAAGUUCGCUAGUGCUGAACUUUCAAUGGCAUGAUAAGCUUGCUCAAUUCCUUGAAAGGAUGACCAGUAAACUGACUGAAGAAUGAGAGGGAAGAGGGACUUUGGCCAACACUGGCCCCACUUGUCUCUUUAAAAAUUCCACUUGAACAGACACAGCUCUUUGUGCCACACUAGAUAAUGAGCAGAGAUGGCAAACGUGGACAAGUUCAUUGAGCACGUAGGAGACUUUGGGCCUUUCCAGAAGAGGAUUGUCACACUUGGUUCAGUGCCGUUGAUAUUUUUUGCUUUUGUACUUAUUGGUGUAGUUUUCAUAGGGCACACUCCAGAUCACUGGUGCUGGAGUCCUGAAGCCGAGCGCUUCCAGGAGGAAUGUGGCUGGACGGAUGUCGAGGUGCGGAACGUUACUGUCCCUCGCUCUGGACAGUCCGGAUCCUUCAGCAGAUGUGAGAGAUUUGCAGUGGACUGGAGCAAAAACCAAAACAAAUGCAAUGAACUCGACUGGCUGCAGACUUCUAAUUCAACCCAGCUAGUGCCAUGUGACAGCGGGUGGAUGUUUGAUAGCAGCCACAGCUCUACUGUCUCUGAGUUUUCACUGGUCUGUGGGAAAUCCUGGCUUGCCGAUCUGAAUCAAGUUUCCCUGGCAUGUGGAUUUUUUGUUGGAGCUUUUAUCAACGGCUACCUGGCUGACAGGUUUGGUAGAAAGCCAUGCUUCAUUGCAUCUAUGGUGGGCAUGGGCAUUUCCGGUAUAGGGGUCAUGCUGUCACCGUGGUACCCGCUGCUUCUCAUCUGUCGCUUUGCGCAAGGAUACUGUGGAAAGGGAGCAUGGAUAGCUAUCUACGUACUCGUGAUUGAGUUCUUUGGCUCCGACAACAGGAAGUUUGUGUCCAUGGUGAGUCGGACUUUCUACUCCGCGGGAAUGGUCAUCCUGCCUGGUUUGGCUUACUAUCUGUCCUCCUGGAAGGCUCUGCAGCUGGCUACAAGUCUUCCCUGUCUCCUGUUUAUCACAUACUACUGGAUUGUUCCUGAAUCUCCACGCUGGCUAUUUUCACAAAAAAGAACUACGGAGGCCAUGAAAAUUUCUGCAAACAUUGCAAAAUGUAAUGGGAGAUGUUUACCACCUAAUCUUCCAGAGAUAAUUGGUUUGGAGGAAAAGAAGGAAGUACACUCUGUAUCAUUUAUGGAUUUGAUCAGGACACCGAUCAUAAGAAAAAACACACUCAUUUUAAUUUAUGCCUGGUUCACAAGCACUGUUGUAUUUCAAGGCCUGGUCCUACGACUUGGAAUCACAGGCGGCAAUCUCUUUUUGGAUUUCUUCAUCUCUGCUGUGGUGGAGCUUCCCACUGGAAUCAUCUUCUAUCUGCUGGUGGACAGAGUCGGUCGACGCACCCUGAUGGCCGUCACUAACCUCACUGCUGGCAUAGCCUGCCUUGUAGUUCCCAUCCUGCCCACUGAUUUUUCCUGUUCAAGAAAGUUAAUUGCAAUCCUCGGGAGGCUUGCUGUCGCCAUCGGAUUUGAGACUGUGAACUUUGCAAAUACAGAGAUGUACCCGACACCUCUAAGAAAUUUGGGCCUGUCAGUAUGUUCAUCAGCUAGUGACAUGGGAGCAAUUGUAGCUCCGUUCCUGCUCUACAGACUGGCCAAUAUCUGGCAGGAGCUGCCUCUAAUUCUUUACGGUGUGAUGUCGGUGCUGUACAGUGCACUGGUGACAAUGUUACCUGAGAUGAUGGGAGUCCCACUGCCAGAGACUAUCGAGGAUGUGGAGAAUAUGAAAGGGAAGACAGAAAAAUCAAAGAAGGGGAACAGUUUGAUUAUAUGAUGAAAGACUGAGGCCUUGAAGCAGCAGGAACAUUAGUGGAUUAUUUAGAGAUACUCUGUGUUUACGCUGCACAUGAUGUCCUAUUGUCGGCUGCUCAUUAGAGCACUGGAAGAAGAACUGCAGUGGCUGUUAUUGCACACUUGUGUUACAUUAUUAUGAGGUGUUUAGAGGUGUUGACUGGAGAUUUACACUGUGAGAGGAUGAAGCACAUCUCUGCACCUCUCAUCUCAACGGUGCUAAUUUUCAGCAGUGAAAGCUAUUUAUAUCUGGAAUGGGUGAUAUCAACAGCAGAAAUCUGUCUACUGUUUUCAAUGCCUUUUGGUUUGGUUUUAUAUACAGUUGUUGUUGUAGAGUUGUAUAUACGGUAAAGUAGUUCACACACACUUGUAAAGAUCAUGUAGGUCCUGGCAGUCUUGAGUUCCCAAUGACUCUUAAUUUUUUAUGAUACUGUCAAGCAUGGUGGUGGCAGUAUUAUGCUCUGGGGCUGUUUUGCUGCCAGUAGAACUGGUGCUUUACAUAAAGUAAAUGGAACAAUGAACAAAGAGGAUUUAGUUGAUCUUGGAUGCAUUUGGGUGCUUCAAAAACAAAGACAAUGACCAAAAACACAGAACAAAAGUGGUAAAGAAAUGUCUAAAUCAGACUGGCCUCCUCAAAGUCCUGACUUAAAGCCCAUCAAGAACCUGUGGACUGUGAUAAAGAAACAAGUCUGUGUCAGAAAGGCAACAAAUUUAGUUGAACUCCACCAAUUCUAUCAAGAAGAGGGUCAAAGAUACAAUGAGAAGCUUCUCAGAAGCUUGUAGGCAGGACCAAAUACGCCUUGUUGAGAUAAAAAUGGAUAUUUAACCAAAUAUUAGUAUUGCUGCAUUCAUAUUUUUUGAUCCAGUAGAUUUUGUCAUAUCUUCAGAAGAUCAAUAAUAAAUCUAUGAUAGAACCAAAAUGCAUGAUUGUGUUCAUAGGAAACUCAGAAUUAUAGGAAUCAUUGAAAACUCAAGGCUGCCAUGAUAGACAGUUUUUACAAGCGUAUGGAAAUUUUGUUCACAAUUGUAUGUCUGUUACUUAGCAGGAUACCUUCAAAAUUGAUUUUAAAGCACUUGGAAAAAAGUGACUUUCCUUCUUUUCACAGACACACAUUCCAUUUCACCACCAUGUGUAAACACUUUAUAUUUGGAUUCUUAAAGAAUAAGUAUGGCAAUGUUUUUCUUAUUGUCAACAUAUCCAAGGGAAGGGGACUUACAUAGUUUAAUUCCUCUGUGCCACAGAGCUGCUUUGUUGCCUAAGAACCAUUAAAAACACAUCAGUGAGGCACACAGUUGUAAACACUGACAUGCUCCUUUGUAAAACCGAAUGCAGGCGCUGUAUUUUAUUUUGAGUCAGUGUCACAUACACAGUCCUGCUUACUACUUCUCCAUGUCUGCAACUAAAAAUACUCCAAAACAAGUGCACUAUUCUCUCCAGUUUGAGUAAUAUUUGCUUAAAACUACAGUACCAGCUGUUUCACAAAAUGUUUAAUGAUUUAAAACAAUUAAGUGUGUAUUCAUCACCUGUUUUUAAAGAAAGUAUUGGAUCACAACUAUCCUUAAUUCCCAACUGCAGUGCAUAGAGAGACAUUUUUUGGUGUUUUGGAAAUACACCUGUAUAUUUUCAUUUUGAAAACACAAAAGCUGGUAUUUUUUCUACUGCUGCUUCAAAAUUUAGUCAAUCUUCACCAAAUUUGAUAUAUUGUUGUGCAGAAAAUAUUACUGUUUUCCCCAAUUAGCUGUAGUCCUUCAGAUAUCAUGACCACAUCAGUCAGUUUGGUGCAGAUGUCAAUUUGUAUGCUGUUCUAUCAUUUGUGAACUGCUUUUCUUUUAUUUAAAAAAAACUGCAAAAAAAUGUUGAAGAUUAUGUAACCUUGACAAGAGUUAUGCUCUCUGAAGUGCAAAUAAAAUAUGAAUCAGAAUUAUGCUGAUGAACUGCA
Messenger RNA from Amphiprion ocellaris (clown anemonefish), 4693 nucleotides. It is a transcript of the gene slc22a3, whose product is annotated as solute carrier family 22 member 3. Gene Ontology annotation, biological process: transmembrane transport. The coding region runs from base 1108 to 2736 and encodes 542 amino acids. Lineage: Eukaryota; Metazoa; Chordata; Actinopteri; Pomacentridae. Gene Ontology annotation, molecular function: transmembrane transporter activity. The record is from RefSeq and is a predicted model, not a curated record. The transcript has 11 exons. Gene Ontology annotation, cellular component: membrane.